This is a messenger RNA of Pochonia chlamydosporia 170, 1959 nucleotides long. Its product is annotated as COM1 regulatory protein. The coding region runs from base 1 to 1959 and encodes 652 amino acids. The record is from RefSeq and is a predicted model, not a curated record. Lineage: Eukaryota; Fungi; Ascomycota; Sordariomycetes; Hypocreales; Clavicipitaceae. The transcript has 3 exons.
AUGAACUCCCUCAAGGUCCCCGACGGCGGAUUGCUGUUGGCGGGCUCCUCCGAUCAAGACCUUGGUGUGCCACCACAGGCUUUUGUCGUCAGCUUGUCUGACGAUGUCGUGGAGCAGAUGAUCCGGAGUGCUCGCAUGGGGGAUGAUCUCGAGUUGGAGUUGGGGAAACGACCCAUGCUACAUUAUGGACCCAACACCCACCGACUACCCACCCCAGAAGAGGAAGUGCCUUUCGACCUCUAUCUGACGAAACCUUUCGAGUCCACUCGUCGAGCUGAGCGAAUACCACAAGCAGGCUCUGUCUUUCGGAAACCCAAGUCCCCCCGCCUUCCCGGAAAGAAGACUGUACCGAGCACCAAGGAAGCCGACUCGAGUAAGAGUAAGAAAGCCUCCUCGAGCAAGAGCUCGUCAUCCGGGCUUGAUUCGGAUAUUGAAGCGCUACAAAAUGGACUGGCUGCCCAUGACGCGGCUCGUGAUCGGGCUCGUGUUGUCGAGAAGCUUCCCACAGGCAAAGGUGCCGCCAAGACCAAGGCCAAGCUCUUGUCAAGCUAUGCCUCAUCACCGAAAUCCAUAACUACGUCGCCGGCUCUUAAUGCCACCCGCUCACCGAACCUCGGUCCACAAGUCUCAGCCUCCCAGCAAGUCAUGGAACGGAAAAGGGAACAAAGAUUCACAUUGGUUCACGAAUUGGCAGUGAUGGAUCGAACGACCGAGUACCUGAAGAAAAAGUGGACAGGGAAGGAAGAAGACUUUCGGCCAACCUUGGAAAAGACGGCAGAUUUGAACGGGGAUACCAAAAAAUGGACCAUGAAGAAGUCCUGCUGGAAGGAACUGGAUGUUUGGAAAUACGACUAUGGUUCACAGGCCGACCGCCAAACCGCUAUUGACAAUGCUAUACGAAAAUACGACAAUCAACGGUUAUCAUCGUCAGAAGUGGAGUGGCAAAGAUUAUUGCCCAAAGAGGAGCGAGGGAAAGGGAAAUGCCUAAGUCGCCUCCAAGCUAACUUGGCAAAGGGUCCUGCUCAACCGGCCCCCAAAAUCAAGGUGCAAAAGGCAGAAGACAGUUCCGGGUCCAAAGACGACACGGAUAGUGUUGAGAACGAGAAGCCCAAGUACGGGGCUGAGGCCAUGUCCAGAUCCAAUUCUGGUUCUUUGCCAGCUAAACCCAAGAAGCCUUCGGCUCAAGAGGCCCAAGCCAAGAGGUUACUGAGCAAUACAAAGCCAAAAACGACUGCCCCGAAGACGUCUCCAUCCAAGCCCAAGCCGGCGGGCAAGACGGAAAAGCGUGUGCUCUCUGCUGCCAUUAUUGAGAACUCGGACUCAUCGGGGGAUGAGGUGCCAAUGAUGAAGUCCAAACCUGCCCCAGCCAAAGCCAAGGAUACAGUCAUUGUGAAUACUCGGCCAUCGGCACCAGCGAGAGAGCCUGUCAAGAAGCCACCCGUGAAGAGGCCCAGGGAAGAAUCCGACUCAAGUUCCAGUUCUGGCACGCCGUUAUCGAAGCGCAUUAAGCCCAAGCAACCACUGCCGGCUCCUAGCUCGAGGUCACAUGCGACAAAGAACAGCCAGCAAACGCAAUCGCGUGCUGCAUCGUCCUCGUUCCGAAGCAAGAGCACGAACAAUACGUCUCCAACAAAGUCGUCGCCACUGGCUUCAUCUCCGCCUACAAACGCAUCAGAUUUGGAUGAAGACACUCCACCUAUUCCAAAGAAGCGAAAGAUGGACAAAGAGGAUCAGCCGCUGUCGGUGAAGCGCCGUGCCGUUCAGAGUGUGCCUUCUGAUGUCAUGAGCAAGGCACACAAGUUCAAAAUGUACUACCAACAGUACGAGGCACUGCACUACGAGAUUUCUGACUUGGAUAAUCCACCGCACGAAAAGCUUGCCGACUUGCUAGAUAUGCGAGACCGACUACAGAGUAUGAAGCGGGAGAUCUACAAGCAAUACUCUCCGGACAGAGAGUGA